GGCAGCACCUUCCCAAUGUUUUUGUUUUGCAUCGGAAAUUGAAGUAAUUUGCAUUCCAUAACUUCUCCAGAAAUAACGCACUUUCAAGGCUAAUGCCAUUCCAAAUAGCCUUAGCAAGAUGACCAUCUUUAACCUGUACAUAUUCGACAAGUUCGGAACACUGCUCCACUACGCAGAAUGGAAUCGCACCAAGAAAUCGGGCAUCACCCGCGAGGAAGAAGCCAAACUCACCUACGGAAUGCUCUUCUCCAUAAAGUCCUUCGUCAGUAAGAUAUCACCCCACGAUCCCAAGGAGGGCUUCCUUUACUACAAGACCAAUCGCUACGCCCUGCAUUAUCUGGAAACUCCCUCUGGAUUAAAGUUCGUUCUCAAUACGGACACGACGGCCAUUAAUGUGAAGGAGCUGCUACAGCAGCUGUACGCCAAGGUGUGGGUGGAGUUCGUGGUGCGGGAUCCACUGUGGACACCCGGCACGGUGGUCACCUCGGAGCUGUUCCAGUCCAAGCUCGAUGAGUUCGUCAGGCAGUCACCCAUCUUCGGCAUUCGCAAUAUCUAAACAAAUAAAUAGCUUAAGCUCAAACUACGAUUACCUAGCUAUGCAAAUCCCGCCUCCGAAA
Messenger RNA from Drosophila mauritiana, 617 nucleotides. It is a transcript of the gene Bet5, whose product is annotated as trafficking protein particle complex subunit 1. Lineage: Eukaryota; Metazoa; Arthropoda; Insecta; Diptera; Drosophilidae. The record is from RefSeq and is a predicted model, not a curated record. Gene Ontology annotation, biological process: endoplasmic reticulum to Golgi vesicle-mediated transport. The coding region runs from base 119 to 556 and encodes 145 amino acids. The transcript is spliced from 3 exons. Gene Ontology annotation, cellular component: TRAPP complex.